AUGCGCGCCAUUCAGGUGAAGGAAUACGUCAAUGGUCCCCUCGACCUAACCGUCUCGACCCUCCCAACGCCCUCCCCCUCGCCAACCGCCUACCUAAUUGAAAUCCACUCAGCAGGAACAAACUUCUUCGACCUACUCCAAAUCCAAGGAAAAUACCAGCACCAGCCCCCGCUCCCUUGGGUCAGCGGCUCCGAGUUCGCAGGUACAAUCGCCGCCCUGCCAACAAAAGGCUCCGGACCUUUCAAGUACAAAGUCGGCGACCGGGUCUUUGGAGCCACGCAGGGCGCGUAUGCUACGCAUGUGCUUGCGGCCGAACAGUCGCUGCUCCCUGUGCCUGAGGGGUGGACCUUUGAGGAUGCGGCGGGGUUGUUCGUCACGGCGCCGACGUCCUACGGGGCUCUUGUGCAUCGGGCGCACGUGAAGGCGGGCGAGUGGGUUCUUGUCCAUGCGGCUGCUGGUGGUGUGGGACUUGCGGCGGUGCAGAUUGCCAAGGCGAUGGGUGCGACUGUCAUUGCGACGGCGGGGACGGAGAGGAAGAGGGAGGUUGCGCGGCAGUUUGGGGCGGACCAUGUGAUUGAUUAUCGGGAUAAGGCGUGGCCCGAGGCCGUCAAAGCGCUGUGCGCGAAACACAGGAGUGGGAAUGGCAAAGCUGGUGUGGAUGUUGUGUAUGAUCCCGUCGGCAUGAUCGAUGCAAGCUUGAAGUGUGUUGCCUGGAAUGCGAGGUUGCUCGUCAUUGGGUUUGCUGCGGGGAGUAUCGAAAAGGUUGCCUUGAACCGGGUACUGUUGAAGAACGUGAGCAUUGUCGGUUUGCACUGGGGACAGUAUGCCAAAUUUGAGACGGAGACGGUUGGCACUGUGUGGAAGGGAAUUUUCGAUCUGGUUGCCCAGGGUAAGUUCAGAGGAACUGCUUUCAAGGAUGAGAGCUUUGUUGGACUCGAAAGCGUCCCCAGAGCGCUGCAGGCUCUUGGGAGCAGGGAGACCUGGGGGAAGGUUGUGGUGCAGGUUAUUGAUGAUAAGGCUAGCCGGCUGUGA
Molecule: messenger RNA, 1032 nt
Organism: Aspergillus calidoustus
Lineage: Eukaryota; Fungi; Ascomycota; Eurotiomycetes; Eurotiales; Aspergillaceae
Source: the annotation of a GenBank genome assembly